Molecule: messenger RNA, 426 nt
Organism: Penicillium crustosum
Lineage: Eukaryota; Fungi; Ascomycota; Eurotiomycetes; Eurotiales; Aspergillaceae
Exons: 3
Coding region: 1-426 (141 amino acids)
Source: RefSeq, a predicted model, not a curated record
AUGGCUUCAAAAAAGUCAAAACUACCCAACUCCAAAGAAAUCAAUUAUCCGGAAGCCUACUCGCCCAUCCAGAAGGCUUGCUGGUCUAGUGCCACUGUAUUUCUCGAAAAAGCCGACCCUCCACCAGGAAGUCCAACUUGGUGGGCAGAGCCUAUGGACGGCACGAAACCAGCACGGUGGGCCCCGACUGACCCUCUUGGAUUCUCGAGUGAGCCAGCAAAGCUUAAAUAUAAUGAAUGGGAGAGAGAAUACGGUGCUCAAAAACGCAUGACUGAUACUUGUGGCCUCACAUAUUGGGUACCGGUGUUGUAUCCCAAGACACCAACGGCCUCUUGUUUGAAUCAAAUGGCAGAUACUAUCUUUGGAAUCGCUAUGGUAACGGCCUGGCCCGUAUUCUUCAUGGUCUGGAGGAGACCAAGCAAAUAA